Scheffersomyces stipitis CBS 6054 is the source of this 1230-nucleotide messenger RNA. RefSeq lists its product as uncharacterized. The record is from RefSeq and is a predicted model, not a curated record. The coding region runs from base 1 to 1230 and encodes 409 amino acids. The transcript has a single exon. Lineage: Eukaryota; Fungi; Ascomycota; Pichiomycetes; Serinales; Debaryomycetaceae.
AUGUUCGCCAUUAAUCCAUACUUCCAGGCUAGCCAACAAGGUUCAACCUACGACUUCGAUUCUUUGAUCAACUACUUGAAUAAUGUCCAGAGACAACAAUUCCACGAGCAGUCCAAGCCAAAGAUAGUGAAAAAGAUAGAAACGGAAGAUGAAUACCAAAUCCAAGUCUACAAGAAGACUGGAGACUUUAACAACUACGAAGUCAGGGCCAUCAAAGUUCCAAAGCAAUUCUCCCAACAACCUCAACUCAUUAACGUCAUCUUGCAAUCGGCCAAGGAUAGUUUCAAAAAGACAUUCCAGUUCAAGGAACAAGAUAUCAACGUUGAGGACAUCAACUGGGAAUGGUACAAGCAAGAAAACAUCUUGGUGUUGAACGUCCCCAAGAAGGUUCAUGUCUGCCACUCCAACAGUUUCGAGGACUUGGCAUCAAUGCUCGGAUUCCCAUUUGGUGCAUUUGGAUUGCAACAGCAGACACAAAAGAAGCCAACACCAGUUGCUAUGGAAAGGUCCAGGUCAGAGCAAGCAAGAUUGCAGGCUGAAGCAGAGGAAAUUGCAAGAAAAGAAGCCGAAGAACAGUUGAGGCAACAACAAGAAGAAGAAAGAAAAGCUGCCAUUUCUAGAAGAGAGGCUGAAGAAAGAAAAGCAGCUGAGGCUUUGGCAAGAGCUGAAGUCGAAAGGGCCAGAAUAGAAGCAGAAGAGAGAGCUCAAAGAGAAGCAAAAGAGAAGGCUAGAAGGGAAGCCCAAGAAAAAGAAAGAAGAGAAGCCCAAGAAAAGGCAAGAAGAGAAGCCCAAGAAAAAGCUAGAAAGAUUGCUGAAGCAAAGAUUGCUGAAUCAAAGGCUGCUGAAGCUAAGAGAAAGACUGCAGAACAGGAAAGAAUCAAGCAACAGAGAGAAGCUUAUGAAAACAUGCUCAGACAACAACAAGAAUUCAUGAAUAACUUCUUUGGUCCUUACUUGUCGCACAAUUUCGGAACAGGAUCAGUACCAGUAUCUCCACCAACAUCAAGGCCCACUUCAACACAAGCUACUUCGGAAAAGACUGAAUCCCCUGCUAAGGCUAACUACGAUUCUGACAGUGAAUCAAUAACAUCUGAGCCGGAAACUUCCUCUGAAAAGUCACAUCCAAAGGAAUCUGAAGAAAUGCACAGAUUGCAUAAGCAUCCAUCUUUAGAGGAAGUUGAUGAUGAAGAGUUCGUGUUGUUCAACAAAAAGUUCGGAGACCAGAAGUGA